CUUCCUUGGUAUCCAGCCAGAUCUUAGUCCAGCUCACAGCUCUGUUGUCAAGUGAUGAUCACAAGACCCAAGGCUUAAUCCUCCCCAGCUCUACAAAAGCAAGAACAGAAAUUACAGCCUUUCUUAAUGUGCAUGUAACCAGCUGGAACACAACAUGAUUUGGCUCUGAGUGUUGUUUCCACAGAUGUUAAAACUAUCACUGAAUCUAAUUUGAACAUACACAACUGGGGGGCCGUGGCAGACUGAGAUUCCACACUCUCGCGGGGGAACUAAUUGGUCGUAUUACCGCUGAAAGUUGAUGUACAAACUGAUUUGUCGCCACUGACUGGAGGAAACAAACAGGUAAAACAUGAGAAACGCUCUGGGUCUUGGUCUUCUUUGUUUGCUCAUCUGGCCUGAGCCUGCAGACGCUCAGUUUCCUCGAGUGUGCUGCACAGUUGAAGGCAUUGUGUCCAAGCAGUGUUGCCCCGCUCUGGGCUCAGAUCCUUCUAAUGUGUGUGGCUCUCUGUCGGGGAGAGGAAGCUGCUCGACUGUUCGCGUCGACAGCAAACCCUGGGGAGGACCGUACAGGCUGAGAAACGUUGAUGACAGAGAGAGGUGGCCGACCAAGUUCUUCAAUCAGACUUGCAGAUGCACCGGUAACUUUGCAGGGUACGACUGUGGUCAGUGCAAAUUUGGCUGGACCGGAUCGAACUGUGACCAGAGGAGAGCCCCUGUUGUACGGAAGAACAUCCACUCCCUAACCCCCGCAGAGCUCCAGGAGUUCCUCGACGUCCUGGAACUGUCUAAGACCACCACCCACCCAGAUUAUGUCAUUGCCACCCAGCACUGGCUGGGACUCCUGGGACCAAAUGGAACUGAUCCCCAGUUUGCCAACAUCUCCAUCUACGACUUCUUUGUCUGGCAACAUUACUACUCUGUCCGAGACACUCUCCUGGGUCCAGGUCGUCCGUUCAAAGCCAUUGACUUCUCACACAAAGGACCAGCGUUCAUCACCUGGCACAGGUAUCACCUCCUCAGCUUGGAGAGAGAGUUACAGAGACUGACCGGCAAUGAGAACUUUGCAAUCCCUUACUGGAACUUUGCCACGGGUCAAAGUGAGUGUGACGUGUGUACUGACUCUCUGCUGGGAGGCCAAAACCCCGACAACCCGUCCCUCAUCAGCAACCAGUCCAGAUUCUCCAGAUGGGGGGUGGUAUGUAACAGUUUGGACGAGUACAAUCGCCUGGUGACUCUUUGCAAUGGCACCGGUGAGGGUCCCAUUCAGAGAGGGAUAAUGGAUGGAGGUAACAUGUCUCUGCCUACCAUGAAUGACGUCAGAAGCUGCCUGGGACUCAGGAACUUCGACAGCCCUCCGUACUUCACCAACUCCUCCUUUAGUUUCAGAAAUGCUCUUGAAGGGUACGAAAAACCAGAUGGAGAACUGGAUGAAUCGGUCAACAACCUCCACAACCUUGUCCACUCUCUGCUCAAUGGAACCAGCUCUCUGUCCCACUCUGCUGCCAACGACCCCAUCUUCGUGUUGCUCCAUGCUUUCACUGAUGCCAUUUUUGACGAGUGGAUGAGAAGGUUCAUUCCAUCCAACGCCACCUUCCCAGAUGAGAUGGCCCCCAUUGGUCACAACAGGGACUACAACAUGGUUCCUUUCUUCCCUCCGAUCACCAACGAGGAGAUAUAUCUUCCAGCUGAUCAGCUGGGAUAUUCCUACUCCAUUGCCCUGGAUGACGCAGAUGGAGGGCCAGCUGUGUUUGUGCUGGGCUCCACUCUGGGGGGAGUCUUCAUCGGUCUCCUGGUGCUUCUCCUUAUCUUUGUGCUCUACCUGCGUCAGCGGAGAAACAGAGGCUUUGAACCUCUGAUAAAAGCAGACUUCACAAAUAGAAAGUACACAGAGGAAGCCUAGAUUUCCCCUGUUGUUCUGAAACGCACUUCAAUACUUAUACAUACCUAAGAGAGAUGAAGCAGCCAAUCACCGAUGUUCUGUGCGCCUCACUGUGAUGCGAGAGGAAAAUUUUAAUCCUGCCCAUGAACUACACUUGUACUUUUUGGAUGUCAAAUCUAACAUCAUAUAAGCCCAAUUACUUGAAUCAUGUAACAUCCAAUUGAAAAAUAUGAAUACAACUUAAAAUGAAUGUACACUUUAACUGGAUUGGUAACGUUUGCUUUAGUGAGCCCAUCCCCGUCACUGCCUGUUAUUAUAAUGUACCUUUCUUAAUUUCUCUG
Molecule: messenger RNA, 2220 nt
Organism: Epinephelus fuscoguttatus (brown-marbled grouper)
Lineage: Eukaryota; Metazoa; Chordata; Actinopteri; Perciformes; Serranidae
Gene: dct
Product: dopachrome tautomerase
Exons: 8
Coding region: 350-1900 (516 amino acids)
Biological process (GO): developmental pigmentation; ventricular zone neuroblast division; melanin biosynthetic process from tyrosine
Cellular component (GO): melanosome
Molecular function (GO): dopachrome isomerase activity; oxidoreductase activity
Source: RefSeq, a predicted model, not a curated record